AUGGCGGAAGGUAACGAGGCCGCGCCCAUCGCGGAAGGUUCCAAGGCCGCGCUGACGCCUGAGCAAGCCGAAGAGCUGGUGAAGUAUGACCUCUCCCUGAGGAUGGUGCCCUUCUUGGACAGACACCUGAUCUUUCCAAUCUUCAACUUUCUUCAGGAGACAGCUCUCUACAACCAAGUGGCCCUCCAGAAGGCUCAGCUCACGCUUCUGGCAGAGACGAACAUGAUCGAUUGGGCGUUGGAGACCUACACUCUCAUCGGCGAGCAGCAGCCCGAGGAGCUUCAGAAGAGGCGAGACGUGGUGCUUCAGCAGCUUGAGGACUCCAGAGAGAAGGUUCUUCCCCUACUGCAGAUUUUGGAGGAAGAGGAGAAGGUGCAGCGCGUCGCUGCGUGCAAGAGCAUUGACGAGCUGUGCCAAACCUUCGACCUGGAUUCCACAGUGAUUGAUGGACUGGUCCACUACGCCAAGUUGCAGUACGACUGCGGGAACUACACCCUCAGCGGGGAGCUCCUAAAGCACUACAGGAGCAUGAUCUCCCAGGACACUGAGCGGCCGGUGAUGACCUCGAAGCAGGUCAGCUGCACUUGGGGCUCCUUGGCCUCCUUCAUUCUGAACAGGGAGUUUGAGGAGGCCACAGAUGGAGCUGAGCGCGCAGCGGAUGUGAUCUUUAAGAUCAACGACUUCCUGGACACUACGAAGAUGUCCAAGAAGGAGGUCCUGUUGCAGCGAACAUGGCUGCUGCAUUGGUCACUCUUCCCAAUCUUCACUGCAGAGAAGGUGGAGGUGAAGCUGCUGGACUUCUUCCUCAAUGAGAAGAGCCUGUCGUGCAUUUCUCUUUCAUGCCCUCACCUCUUCCGGUACGUAGCCUCCUGCCUGAUCCUGCAGAAGCGCCUGAAGCACUUGAUGAAGGACACUGUGUGGAUCAUCCAGCACGAAUCCACUGCCUACAGCGACCCGGUGACUAGAUUCCUCAUGGCGCUUUAUGUGGACAUGGACUUUGACGAAGCACAGCAUGAGCUUCAACAGUGCGAGAAGGUCUGCAAGGUGGAUUACUUCCUGGACCGCCAUUGGACCGAGUUCCAAGAGAAUGCGCGACUCUUGAUCUUCGAGACGUACUGCAGGAUUCACCAGUGCAUCAACAUCGGCAUGAUUGCUUCCAAGCUCAACAUGGGAGCAGAGGAAGCCGAAGUUUGGAUUGUGAAGCUGAUCCAGAAUGCCAAGCUUGAUGCCCGCAUCGACUCUGAGAAGAGCCGGGUGGUCAUGUCGAAAGCACCGCCGAGUGUCUACCAGCAGGAUGUGCUAGCGCUGCGGCGACCGUGUGUCGCGAAGGCCAUGGUGCAUUUUGCAAUGCAAAAAGCGCGGCUGGCAUCAGGCAAGACGAUGUGGAUUCUGUUCAUGGCCAUGAACGGAGACCCCGGAGACAUGCAGCCGCUCUUCGACUUCCACCCCGCCACUUUGGUCUUUGCUGCAGCCUACAUGGUGUUCACCAGCUUCGCGAUUCUUUCCGUGCUCACUGGUGUGGUGGCCGACAAGAUGGCAACGGCUGCUGAAGAGCAUGCGCAGGAAACCCAGGCGCUCGAGGAGAAGGCAAAGGAUGCUCACGUGAAGAAGUUCCUGUCGAAGACCUUCAACAGUUGCACUGACAACGGCAAUGGAAUGACCUGGAAGCAGUACCAGGCGAUGCUGGCGCAAGAGAGCCUGUUGGAGGAUAUUUGUGAAGAAGUGGGCAUGGACAAGAACGAGCUGGACGACGCUUGGGAUGCCUUCCCCAAGGAGAUAAAGAAGACGGUGCAUGGUCAUCCACUGGAAGUGGUGACGGAGGAUGACUUUGUGGAGGGCCUGAUGAGCGCUCAUGCAACUGUGCAGAACCUGUCCAUGACACGAGUCUUCGAGAAGCUCAGGCAGAUUGAGAAGCGUUUGGACAAGUGA
Messenger RNA from Effrenium voratum, 1929 nucleotides. The record is from the annotation of a GenBank genome assembly. NCBI's taxonomy places the organism in Eukaryota, Dinophyceae, Suessiales, Symbiodiniaceae.